UCUCACACGCCCUGUUCCUUGGCCUCUUAUCGCUCUUUCUUCCCCUGUUCAUUUCUCCGGCGACUGUUAGCGAGUGAGAGAUAGAGAGCGAUGCAAACGAGGAGCGGGUCGCGAUACACGAAGCCCCCGUCGGAGGUGGAUGGUUGGGAAGGAAGGAAGGAGAGGGAGAGAAAGAGGCGGAGAGGACAAGUGAGGGAAGAUUUCUCCGGGAAGCGGCGCCGCUGCUCGUCGCCUGCUGCGGCGGAGGGAGGUGGUGGUCAGAAACCGGACUUCUUUGAUGGCUUGCCGGACGAUAUUGUUGUCUGUAUCCUUUCCAAGCUCAGCUCUUCCGCCACCAGCGCUUCCCACCUAAUCAACAUACUCCUGACAUGUAAGAGAUUGAACGGAUUAGGUCUGCAUCCCCUGGUUCUUUCGAAGGCGUCGGCGAAAUCGCUCACCGUCCGGGCCAAGAACUGGUCCGAAUCCGCCCAUCGCUUCUUGAAGCAGUGCGCCGAUGCCGGAAAUUUUGAAGCGUGCUAUAUCCUCGGCAUGAUCCGAUUCUACUGCCUCCAGAACAGGGGGAGCGGGGCGGCGCUGAUGGCGCGGGCGGCGAUAGGAUCGCACGCGGCAGCGCUCUACUCGCUGGCGGUGGUCCAGUUCAACGGCAGCGGCGGGUCGAAGAACGACAAGGAUCUCCGGGCCGGCGUCGCGCUCUGCGCCCGCGCCGCCUUCCUCGGCCACGUGGACGCCCUCCGCGAGCUGGGCCACUGCCUCCAGGACGGCUACGGCGUCCGCCGGAACGUCGCCGAGGGUCGCCGCUUCCUCGUCCAGGCCAACGCCCGGGAGCUCGCAGCCGUUCUCUCUUCCGCCCGCUGGCCACCGGCGGAGGCGGCGGUGCCGACAGGGUGCUGCCCGCUGCUGAGCGACUUCGGGUGGAGCGUGCCGGCGCCGGAGCCGCACCCGGCGAACCGGUUCCUGGUGGAGUGGUUUGGGGCGCGGGGGGCCGGGGCGGGGGAGGGGCUGAGGCUUUGCUCGCACGGGGAGUGCGGGCGGCCGGAGACUCGGCGGCACGAGUUCCGGCGGUGCUCGGUGUGCGGGACCGUGAACUACUGCUCCCGGGCGUGCCAGGCGCUUGACUGGAAGCUCGCCCACAAGGCCAAGUGCACCCCCAUGGACCGCUGGCUCCUCGACGGCGGCGCUGCUGCUGCGGCCGAGGUCGCGGCGGCCGGAGAGUACGGCGCCGCCGCGCCGGCGGCGGCCGUUGGUGGUGACGGUGGCGGUAUGGAAUGAGAGAGGUUAGGACUCCUGUGGUCGAUGUUGGGAUGAGUUAAUUUAGAGGAGUCUUUUGUUUUUUUCUCUCUCGGUUGUACAGUUGAGAAAAAAAAUACUGCUCUCCUCUAUGUUUAUUUAUCUUUUCCCUUCUCUAAUUUAGUUUUUAGAGCACCAUUUUAGAUGGA
Elaeis guineensis (African oil palm) is the source of this 1436-nucleotide messenger RNA. Its product is annotated as F-box protein At1g67340. The record is from RefSeq and is a predicted model, not a curated record. Gene Ontology annotation, molecular function: protein binding. NCBI's taxonomy places the organism in Eukaryota, Viridiplantae, Streptophyta, Magnoliopsida, Arecales, Arecaceae.